AUGAUAAGAGCUAUUUACGGAGAACUCGGGCAGCAAAAAGGAGCCAAUGGGAAAAUUUCAAUCAUAGGUGGAUGUCUUGAGUACACAGGAGCUCCUUAUUAUGCAGGAGCUUCGUGCUUGAGAGCGGGAGCUGAUCUUGCACAUGUUUUCUGUACUUAUAAUGCUGGAAUUCCGAUUAAAUGCUACUCUCCGGAACUCAUAGUCCAUCCAGUCCUAAAAGCUGCAAACGAAAACCCAGAGCUUUCUGACAAAAGUGUGUGGCCUAAAGCCCUACUCCCCCCUCCGUGAGUGAACAAAACCAUUAGAAAAAUCCCCUAUUUUUUGCCCAAAACCCAUCCUCCGUGAUCGAACAAAAAUUUUUUUAAAAGAAAAAUUUUUUGUGGAAAAAAAAUUGUAUAUAUAACUGAUAAUUAGUAUUAUGAAAUCUCUACCUAAUUCUGUUUUAAUUUUAAACAAAUUGCGUCUUAAAACAUAAAUUUUACAAAUUAAAUUAAUGUCCACUUUCCAAUUUUUGAGAAGUGGGAUUUUUUUAAAUUUCGAAAAAAAAAUUAACCCUCAUCCAUGAGCGAACUAGAUUUUUUUGUUGCUCACGGAGGGGGGAGUUAGAAGAAAUCUAUGGAGAAGUGUCUAGAUGGUAUCCUUCAAUGCAUGCAUUUAUUGUAGGCUGUGGAUUAGGAAAAGAUGAAUUUUUAGCAGAUCAUCUCGCACCAAGACUCCUGACUCUUGCAAAAGAGCAAGGAAAAAUCAUUGUAGCUGAUGCUGAUGCGAUCACAAUUCUGUGCAAAAAUAUUGAUAUUUUAGCAGGAUAUCAAUCGGCAGUGAUAUAGGGAUUUGCCCUAGGAUGGCGCUAUAUGGCGCCAUCCUAGGGCAAGCGAAAAUUGGCUCCACACGGGAACCGUAUUCCACGUGUGGAGCCAUUUUUCCACGUGUGGAAUCCACAUUUUUCCACGUGUGGAAUCCACAUUUUCCCACGUGGAAAAAUGGCUCCACACGUGGAACACAAUUCCGUGUGGAGCCGUGUCUCCAAUUGCCCGAGGAUGGCGCAAUAUAGCGCCAUCCUCGGCAAUUUCUAUAACACCAAACCCGAACGAGUUCAAACGACUGUGGGACGCUUAUAUCAAUGAGCCUUUGCCGAAUCAAGAAUACAGAUGCUUAGAAAGAGAAAUAACAGAACUUCCAGCUAGCGAUCCAAUGGUAUCAAGCAGUGUAAGGCUUGCAAGAAGACUUGGAAAUAUCAUCUUCCAGAAAGGACAAAUCGACAUAAUCACAAACGGUGAAAAAGUUGUAUGCGUAAGCACUCCAGGAAGCCGAAAAAGAUGUGGAGGACAAGGUGAUAUUUUAGCUGGAAUCAUAGCUACUUUAAGCCACAACGCGACAAGAAACUCUUUAGAAAUGAUUGAUGGAGUUGUCGCAGCUAGUAUGCUUAUGAAGAGAUGCGCUUAUGUUGCUUUCUGCAAAAGAGGAAGAUCGCUAACAGCACCAGAUAUUAUAAAAGUGCUGCCAGAAGUUGUAGCGGAAGCACUGUCUUUAGAUCCUAGCUUAUAA
Molecule: messenger RNA, 1545 nt
Organism: Blepharisma stoltei
Lineage: Eukaryota; Ciliophora; Heterotrichea; Heterotrichida; Blepharismidae
Source: the annotation of a GenBank genome assembly